Messenger RNA from Racocetra persica, 581 nucleotides. The record is from the annotation of a GenBank genome assembly. NCBI's taxonomy places the organism in Eukaryota, Fungi, Glomeromycota, Glomeromycetes, Diversisporales, Gigasporaceae.
ACGCGCCGGUAACCUCGUCAAAUUUUUAAGUUGUUUACUGCCUCCUCCUCAAUGCUCUACAUUUGACAUGGAAUCAGAAACUUUUUUAGAUGAAUGCAUUUUAUCGACUGCUCUUAAACUAAAAAACUUCUACAUUGAUGACGAUGUGGAUGAAGAAUUAGAGAACGAAAUCUAUGAAACGGAGCCUCAAAAGCGAUCAAAAGCUCAGAAAAAGGCUUUGCGUAAAAGGAGAGAAAGUGCAGCAAUAUUCAACCGACUCAGCGAAGAUACCUCGGCCAAUUUUUUGAAUGAUAAUAUUGAUUUUGCGCGACCAUUUUUUUUUGACGAUGGUAUCGAUUAUGAUCUAACAAAUGCAUCAACGGAAACUGCGAAGAAUGAUACAGACAUCGAUAAAACGACAAAUGAAUCAACAACGAACGUUCAAAAAUUGUAUGAAGCUCUUCGAUUGCCUCGAAAUGUUGCCGAUGAAACCAUAUUGUCGGAAAACAAAACAAACUCACAUGAGGCUUGUAACAAUAAUAAGUCAGUGAACACAUCCAAUUCCAAUGAACAUCGACCAUUAUAUGAAGUCACAAACAGAG